AUGUACCAGUUAAAAGCGGUGCAAAAUGAGGGAAAUGCGGAAGAGUUCUUGGAGAUGGCUCGUGAGAUGUCUGGUUACAAUGAAAUCGCGUUCCCACCCUGUUGUUGUACAACAAGAACAGCCAGUGAUGUCAUAAUGGUUGUGAGGUUUUCAUCCCUUUUGCUGACUGCGGACCCUCCAAGCUCUGAGAUGCAAGUCGAAAUUGCCUGGGAAGAUGUCAUUGAGUAUCACGUUGUUGAAGGAGGAAGGGCUUUUCAGUUCAACUUCAAGAGAGAGGGUAAACGAGCGAAGCCGAUAAAGUUAUUCAGUAAUUACGCGGACUAUAUGGCGGAAUGCUUUGCACAAAUCCUCUUCGAACGGCAGGUGGCUAGCAAUUGGAAGUCACGAGUUAUCUCUAAUUCAGUAGAAUCUAGUUCGGAUAGCCAAACUGAGGUCACUGCCACAUGA
Molecule: messenger RNA, 447 nt
Organism: Cooperia oncophora
Lineage: Eukaryota; Metazoa; Nematoda; Chromadorea; Rhabditida; Trichostrongylidae
Source: the annotation of a GenBank genome assembly